GGUCGCUUGCGCCGGUCCGGGGUCUGACACGGGAAGGCCAUGCGGACGGCUACUGAGCUUCAGCCCCGCAGCCUAGCGCACUUUCCUCGCGCAGCGGCAGCCCGGCGGCCGCUGGAGUAGCGCGGCCUUUGUUCGGAGCGCGCGUCCCUGCGGUUCUAGGGCUCCCGCCGCGCUCGGCCGGCGCCCGCGGUCCAUGCGGCUGCGGGGCCUCCGCGUGGGCUCCGAGCGGCGGCGGCGGGCGGCAUGCGAUGGGGAACUGCUGCUGGACGCAGUGCUGCGGGCUGCUCCGCAGGGAAGCGGGGCGGCUGCAGCGUGCGGGCGGCGGAGGAUCCAAAUACUUUAGAACAUGUUCCAGGGGUGAGCACUUGACUAUAGAGUUUGAGAAUCUAGUAGAAAGUGAUGAAGGGGAGAGCCCAGGAAGCAGUCACAGGCCUCUUACUGAGGAAGAAAUUAUUGACCUACGAGAGAGGCAUUAUGAUUCUAUUGCUGAAAAGCAGAAAGAUCUUGAUAAGAAAAUCCAAAAAGAGUUAGCCUUACAAGAGGAGAAGUUAAGACUAGAAGAAGAAGCUUUAUACGCUGCACAGCGUGAAGCAGCCAGGGCAGCCAAGCAGCGAAAGCUCGAGGAGAAACUAGGAAAAAAAACAUGCAUGAGCCAUUCAGAAAAUACAAUUUUGCAACAGAGUGACUUUUAUAUUAUUAUAUCUCCAAAGCAAGAAAGACAGAGAGUUGUGCAGCAGUAUCAUCCGUCAAGCAGUGGUGACCAUCAAAGUUCAGCACCAGAAGAUGACUUUGAAUCUUGUAUGAGAAAUAUAAAGUCACAGUAUGAAGUUUUUCGAAGUAGCAGACUCUCUUCAGAUGCCACCGUGUUGACACCAAAUACAGAAAGCAGCUGUGACUUACUAACUAAAACAAAAUCCACCAGUGGAAAUGAUGACAACACGUCCUUAGACCUGGAGUGGGAAGAUGAAGAAGGGAUGAACAGGAUGCUUCCAGUGAGAGAGCGCUCCAAGACGGAGGAGGACAUCCUGCGGGCAGCGCUGAAGUGCGGAGGCAGGAAGGCCGGGAGUAACCCCACCUCUGCCUCGGACGACUCCAAUGGGCUGGAGUGGGAGAACGACUUCGUUAGCGCCGAGGUGGAUGAUAACGGCAAUUCUGAGUAUUCUGGAUUUGUAAAUCCCGUAUUGGAACUGUCUGAUUCUGGCAUCAAACACUCAGAUACCGAUCAGCAGAUUCGAUAGUGCAAAAUUGUUUGACCCCCGUUCUUCAGUUUUGACCAAAUGUUAAAACCCAACCGGAAUGGACCUGUGGUCUGUAAGGGCAGUGAGGCGCUGCCCUGGAAAUGUUUAUUUGAUUAGGAAGGUGUAAAAAUGGUCAGACAGAUCUGAACUGCUUCAGAAUUAAGUGCAAUUUUAUCAUCUGCCUUCUGCAUUUUAAGACCAAUUUAAUAAUUCUGUCAUGUUAUCAGUUAAAUUUCUAAUAACUCUUAUAGCAUUCCUGUUCACUCUUGUAGGUUUUCACAUUUUAAAAUCUUUAUUAAUUUUACUUGGAGUGCUUUUCCCCACCUAUCUCUUUAUCUGUGGUGAAAAUGUUACAGUAUUUUUGAUGAAUUCUCAGCAGAUGUGAGGGGGCAUCUCGGGGUGGGGUAGUCAGGGUCACAUUUGGGAUGGUUCCCUUUUCUAGCAGUGCUGAUUCUAGGACUGCUCAGAAUUCCAUUAUCCAGUUAGAAGCACAAUUGAUUUGAGUCGAUGACCUAAGAAAUGCUGAAGGAUCAGUUUCUUUCUACAUUUGUAUGUCCUAGUACAAUGGUGUUGAUUCAGUCAGAACAAAAUACAAAAACAAGCAUUCGGUUUGGAUGUUUUAGGUUGUUAAUAAAAAAUCUAUACUUACGCUCACCUAUACUGCUUUUAAAUUGCUGUAUUAAGUUUUUAGGUGUCAUUAUUUUUUUACUUCUGUAUUUCCAAUGAGUGAUCUUAGAUUUUACACAGAACAUUAUUCUCCAAAUGAUUUAAGAAAGGAAAACAUAAAAAGGUAAUACGGGUAUUUAAACUAAAUAAAAUCCUUUCUGGUAUGAAAGGUCCUACCGAUUUAUUAUGCUUCCCUGUGCCUUGUAGUACAAGGUGCUUUGCUGCAGUGGAAGUAAACGUAUCACUAUGUAUAACUGCAUUUUGUGGUAGACAGUUCAACUCUCUGCUCUAAGUUAAGCAUCAGUAUAAAAGCUGGGGAUGUUAAAACACCCCUAACUGCUUUCCUUGAUUUUGCUGAGGAUUUCAAUAAGCAAGGUUUUUUUCCUUAGUACGGUUUUUCUGUUCCUUCUUUUGCAACAGUUAUAGUGCAUGUUCUCAAAAAUACAGGAAGAUCCAGAAAUAAAUAGUAAUUUAAAGUUCCUGCUGUUUUAAAAAAUUCACAUGGCCCUUUCAAUAUUUGAAGUUCUAGGCAAUGACAACUGUAUUUUUAUUUUGUCCUUUUUAAAAAUCUGGUAGAAAUAAAUAUGACACUUUAAUAUGUAAAUACAGUAAUGCUGUUAUUUAUAUGUCUUAAGUUAUAGCUGUGUCCCUGGAAAUAUUUAAAGGUACUUUCUUCACAUUGCUUGGGUUAACGCUUUCUACGGUUUAUACACAUCAGAUGUAUAUUUUUGGUUGGCAUAAGCUACUAUUGUAAUUUUUUUGUUGUUGUUCAUAAAGAAUUUUCUGAUGGACUGGUAACUUCUCAAGGAUUGUGAAUAAACACAUUUUUACAUUUAAAAAUAA
Cavia porcellus (domestic guinea pig) is the source of this 2747-nucleotide messenger RNA. RefSeq names its product adaptor related protein complex 1 associated regulatory protein (gene Ap1ar). Gene Ontology annotation, molecular function: kinesin binding; AP-1 adaptor complex binding. NCBI's taxonomy places the organism in Eukaryota, Metazoa, Chordata, Mammalia, Rodentia, Caviidae. The record is from RefSeq and is a predicted model, not a curated record. Bases 249 to 1238 code for a protein of 329 amino acids. Gene Ontology annotation, biological process: negative regulation of substrate adhesion-dependent cell spreading; negative regulation of cell motility; regulation of Arp2/3 complex-mediated actin nucleation. The transcript has 10 exons. Gene Ontology annotation, cellular component: endosome.